AUGGCGUGCGUCGCCGCGGUGCGCCGCGACCUCCCGUCGUGCGAGACCGUGCCUCGCGUGCACGCGAGAGACCUCACCGCGGAGGAGUUCGCGCGGCGGUUCAUGCGCCCCAACCUCCCCGUCCUCAUCGCCGGCCUCACGGAAGAUUGGAAGUCGCGCGAUCAGUGGGUGACGACGACGGACAGAGCGGACAUGGACGCCAUGACCGCCGCGUUCGGGGACGCGGACGUCCUCGUCGUGGACUGCGACGAGCCCAUGGACACGGACCUGGGACGCGCGGAGGUGAAGUUCCGCGACUUCGCGCGAUGGUGGCGGUCGUCCCGACGCGGCGGCGUCGGCGACGAGAAAUCUGAUGAGAAGGACGGCGACGACGGCGACGGCAGCGACGACGACGCGCGCGAUGUGCACGAUGCGCGGCGUCUGUACCUGAAGGACUGGACGUUCGCGAGCGACUUCCCGGAGUACGGCGCGUACGAGACGCCGUCGCACUUCGAGGACGACUGGCUGAACGCGUAUUGGGAGCGUCGCGGCGCCGACGCCGACGCCGCCGCCGCCGACGCCGAGCGCGCGGAAUCGUCGCGCCGCGGCGGGACGCACAAGUUCGUCUACGCCGGCGUGAAGGGCACGACGACGCCGCUGCACGCGGACGUGAUGCGAUCGUUCUCGUGGUCGGUCAACGUCGUCGGCGAGAAGGAGUGGCUCCUCGUCCCGCCGUCGCGGUCCGAGCAUCUCUUCUCCGACGACGGUCGACGCCGGCUCCCCGCCGACCUCCGCGCCGCGAUGCGGCUCGACCCCUCCGACCCGUCGAACGCGCACCCUACCGCGCGCGACGCGAGGCCGCUGACCGUGCGCCAGCUCCCCGGCGACGCGCUGUUCGUCCCGAGCUUGUGGUAUCACCAGGUGGAGAACGCGACGGAUUGCGUCUCGAUCAAUCACAACUGGUUCAACGCGUCGAACGCGCGCACGUGCUGGGCCGCGCUGAAGGACGAGGUGACCGCGGUGAGAGACGGGCUGAGCGACGAGGACGAUCGCGCGGACGGGGUGCUGGUGCAGGAUCUGGUGCGGAGGAGGGCUGGCGUGGACGUCGUGGGGUUCGCGGGGAUGGUGUCGGACGCGGCGGGGCGGUUCGCGCGGCGGCUGACGCGCGCGGCGCGAGAGGAGGAGGAGGAGGGUGCCGAGGAGGGUGCCGAGGAGGGUGCCGAGGAGGGUGCCGAGGGCGGCGAUAGGAAGCGGCGGCGGCGGUGCGAAGAAGAUGAAGCGGCGAAGAAGAUGAACCGGCGCGCGGAGUACGACGUCCGGAGCCUCUCGGUCGCGGUGGACGUGCUGAAAGAGAUUCUGUCGUCGGACGACGCCGACGCCGACGCCGACGCCGACGCCGACGCGUCGGGCGGGUUCGGCGCCGUCGCCGUGAGCAUGUGGGAAGGCCGCGAGGAGGAGUUGCUCGAGACCCAGGCGGCCGUGGACGACGGCGAGGAGACGCUCUCGAGGCUGGGUAAGCGGAGCGGCGCCGGAGCCGCGGACGCCGUAGCGGCGAGGUAA
This is a messenger RNA of Micromonas pusilla CCMP1545, 1539 nucleotides long. RefSeq names its product JmjN/JmjC protein. Bases 1 to 1539 code for a protein of 512 amino acids. Gene Ontology annotation, biological process: positive regulation of translational termination; protein hydroxylation. Gene Ontology annotation, molecular function: 2-oxoglutarate-dependent dioxygenase activity; sequence-specific DNA binding. The record is from RefSeq and is a predicted model, not a curated record. The transcript is spliced from 2 exons. Lineage: Eukaryota; Viridiplantae; Chlorophyta; Mamiellophyceae; Mamiellales; Mamiellaceae. Gene Ontology annotation, cellular component: cytoplasm; nucleus.